This is a messenger RNA of Orycteropus afer afer, 1626 nucleotides long. RefSeq names its product family with sequence similarity 214 member B (gene ATOSB). Lineage: Eukaryota; Metazoa; Chordata; Mammalia; Tubulidentata; Orycteropodidae. The record is from RefSeq and is a predicted model, not a curated record.
GGGGACUUCAUGCGCCACGUGCAGGUGGAGGCGUCUCCAUCCUCAGAGCCAGAGGCUGGCCCUUCCCAGCCUCCUGUCAGGCAGGGGCCCCUCCAGGGUGGUUUGCUCAUGGGUUACAGCCCAGCAGGGGGGGCGGCGUCCCCCGGCGUCUACCAGGUAUCCAUCUUUGCCCCUCCGGCUGGUGCCUCUGAGCCUCACAGGACCCUGAAGCGGCCAGCCCCGCCCCCUGAGGGUACCCGGGAGCUGAAGAGAGGCCCUGGGCUGGGGGCCAGAGAGGGACCACCUCCAGAAGAACCAUCUACCGGGGGCCUGUUGGGCCCCGAGGGCCUGGGCCUGGGCCUGGGCCUGGCCAGCCAGCACUUCUGCCACCGCGGCCUCCGUGUUGUGGAGCAGGGAAGCAGCUCCAGCUCGCGUUGGACUUCAGGGCCCCCGAGCCCCCAGUGGCCCCCAUCAAAUGCUUCCUGCAAUACUUUGCACACCAGAGACUGGGUUGCUCCAGACCCAGGGGGCCAGGGGUGCCUGGGGGAGUCCCCAGGGCCAGCCCCUCCGGGCCACCCGCACACACUUGACACUGACUUGCACAGUCUUGCACAAACAGGGGCUAAGAGCCCAGUGGCUGGGGUCGACAAUGGGAGCAGCCCCUGGCCUAGGGAGUCCCCUGGCACUGCCAAUGGGCACAGUCCCGAGCACACCCCCCCUGGCCCCGGCCCUCCAGGCCCCUGCCCCACCAAGCGAAGGCUGCUUCCUGCUGGAGAAGCCCUGGGGGUCAACUCUGAGGAUGAGGGGCCAGCCCCUCGGAGGCGCCGGGGAGCCCUGGGCCACCCUCCUGCUGCCAACAGUUCUGAUGCCAAAGCCACACCCUUCUGGAGCCACCUGCUGCCUGGGCUCAAAGAGCCUGUGCUGGACCCAACAGACUGCAGUCCUAUGGGGCGGAGGCAGAAAGGUGCCCGUCGCCUCAAGCCGAGCUCCCUUCGAAGCCUCCGGAAGGGGCCAGGCAUGCUGAGCCCCCCCAGUGCCUCCCCUAUUCCUACCCCUGCUGUCAGCCGUACCCUGCUGGGCAACUUUGAGGAGUCACUGCUUCGAGGACGCUUCGCACCAUCUGGCCACAUCGAGGGCUUCACGGCAGAGAUUGGAGCUAGUGGCUCCUAUUGCCCCCAACAUGUCACUCUGCCUGUCACUGUCACCUCCUUUGAUGUUUCUGAGCAAAACGCCCCGGCCCCCUUCCUGGGCGUCGUGGACCUGAACCCCCUGGGGAGGAAGGGUUACAGCGUGCCCAAGGCGGGUACCAUCCAAGUGACCUUAUUUAACCCCAACCAGACCGUCGUGAAGAUGUUCCUUGUGACCUUUGACUUCUCUGACAUGCCUGCUGCCCACAUGACCUUCCUGCGCCAUCGCCUCUUUCUGGUGCCUGUGGGUGAGGAGGGAAAAGCUAGCCCCAGCCGCCGUCUCCUCUGUUACUUGCUGCACCUCCGGUUCCGGAGCUCCCGCUCAGGUCGCUUAAGCCUGCAUGGAGACAUCCGUCUUCUUUUUUCCCGUCGGAGCCUGGAGCUGGACACAGGGCUCCCCUAUGAACUGCAGGCCGUGACUGAAGCCCCUCACAAUCCACGUUAUUCACCUUUGCCCUGA